AUGGCUAAAAUAGAACAUAGUGAUACAAUACCAAGAGGAACCAAUGGGAGAAGCCGUUAUGAUACCUUGGCAGCAAUACACACUGCAGCAGUUGACGAAGUACAUUUUGGUCCAUCCUUUUGUCCAUGGCAUAGACUGUAUUUAAUACUUAUUGAAACAGCUCUAAGAGUUCCUAUACCUUACUGGGACCCAACCAUUGAUGGUGAGAUGACAGACCCAACACAGUCCGUUGUUUGGACCAAUAAAUACUUUGGUAAUGGCAAUGGUUUGGUAGUGACUGGUCCGUUUAGAAAUUAUUAUACACCCACAGGACCACUUGCUCGUAACAUAGGAUCGGAUGGACUUUUGUUCUCAAAAGAAAAUAUACAGCAGUUAUUUAGAUAUCGUUUUAAUAGAGAUAUUUUUGAACCAGCCUCAUUUGGUGGUCAGAUGUCAACACUGGAAGGACAACAUAACAUGGUCCAUUUCUGGAUUGGUGGACAUAUGAAUGAAUUUGAAUAUGCUGCGUAUGAUCCAGUUUUCUGGAAUUACCAUGCAUACGUUGAUUAUGUUUGGGAAAAUUUCCGUAGAUUGCAAGUCAGGAGAGGAGUGAAUCCUGAGCAGGAUAUAGUGAGAUCUUGGGAACAAGAUCCGAACAGUUUUGCUGUUGGAUUGCAAGGUUUAAGGAUUCGGGAGGGUUAUUCCGGGCGAAUUGCUAGAAUGGUGACCUAUGAGUCAAUGCCAAAAUGUCCAGAGUGUGGGAAUAGUUCUGACAUGUUUUGUCGCCGAGGUGUCUGCGUUUCAACAAGUGGGUCUUACAGGCGAAAUCGAAUCUCUUUUCCUCGUAGGGUCAACCAUAGAAGUUUUGGAAAUACGUUCAGGCGGAUAAGAGGGAAACGAAGUGUAAUAAGUAAAUUCAAUGGUGCUAAGGACACCAGUGUUGAAUUAACAGAUCUUGCUUUUGUGCCUGUGAAGGUUAUCAGAAAUCUAAAUCAAGACAUAACUAACUAUACCUCUGUCAACCUAACUAUCGGAACAACUCGGGUUGUUAGUCCAGAAUGUAUAAGACAUCCAGAAACUCUGCACAAUAAUGUCAUUUACGCAGAGGCUGACGGACUUAACUAUAAAGGAAAAUACAAAGACUUUGCUUACGUGAAUAAUUCAGCUAUAAUUUAUUUAGGGGCUCAGAAACCGACAAAUGAUACGUCGGAGGUCUUUAUAACUGCUUAUGACAGAUGUGGUAGAACAUGUAUCCCAAAUUGUUUGGUCAAAGACAGCAAACCACCAAUAUAUAAUACUUGUACAGGGGCCAUUCGAAUAACAUCACAAAAUCCAGUUAUGUACUUAUCCUUUCCGUAUGAGCCUGAACUCCAACACCAAGAUAAUACGACAAUACCACCAAUAGAAUUUCAUUGUACAUUUUGAGGAAACAUUAAAAGUUGGUACAAUAUUUUCAUAUUACAGAAAAUAAUUAUUUGAAUAAAGGUUUUUGCAAUUUUAUUGAAAAAAAUACCGCUAAUUGACCAUCAAGUUACAAGAAGAAGAAAACGACUUUAUUUUCCAAACAUAUGCCGACUAAGUGAUUGAUAAUUAAAUAGGACAACACCAAUUAUUGAACAAUUAAAAAAAAUCAAAUAAAACAGAAUUAAAACAAGUGACAUGACCCUUUUUAGAGUUAUUUUCCUAAUGCUUGUAGUUUAAAGGUUUGGUUGGCUUGCUUGCUGUGCAUUGCUACAAGCAUUAGGAAAAUAGCUCUAAAUACUAGUAAGUUUUAAAAAAAACUAUAAAUUAGAAUAGCAUGGUUGCAAUCCGUCCGUAAGACAGUAUUAAUUAAAGCAGUUGACAUCAGAAAUAUAAGCUUACGUGGUUGAUAUCUUUGAUCAGUUUUUGCAUGCUUAGAAAUAUGUGUGAAUGUAAAUUUCCCGUCCGUGUCAAAAACGUUUACAUGAAUACUUUGUAACGUAUGGGUAUUUUUCUUCUUGUUUGAUUAAUUUUGGUGUAUAAUUUUCAAAACAAGACAGAGAGAGAGACAGAGAGAGAAAGGACUAACUACAUGUAUCUGAUAAAAUGUAUAAUUAAUAAAAACCACAUAUAUGUCAUCGUUUG
This is a messenger RNA of Mytilus californianus (California mussel), 2085 nucleotides long. RefSeq names its product tyrosinase-like protein 1. Gene Ontology annotation, molecular function: oxidoreductase activity. Lineage: Eukaryota; Metazoa; Mollusca; Bivalvia; Mytilida; Mytilidae. The transcript has 3 exons. Bases 1 to 1404 code for a protein of 467 amino acids. The record is from RefSeq and is a predicted model, not a curated record.